AUGCAUCACGCCAGCGUGGUGGGGUCGGCGCGUGCCGUCAGCCACGGCGCCGCCAGCUCCGUGCGCAGCAGCUCCACCGUCUCCAGCUCCAGAUCGCAGGACCGCUCUCGGCUGAUCCAGGAGGAGGCGGCCGCCCCCGGCUCGACGCGCUCGCAGGUCCCUGCGGCGGACGACAACUUCAGCGUUCUGCGCGCUCAGACGGAGGACCAACAGCAGCAGCAGCAGCAACAACAACUGCAGCAGCAUCAGGAACAGCAGCAUCAGCAGCAGCAGGAGCAACAACAACAACAACAACAACAACAGGAACAGCAACAGCAACAGCAGCUUCAGCAGCAGCAGCAGCAACAACAGUACAACACGCCUCAGCCGCAUCCGCUGCCCAUGCCGGAGUAUGGCGGCUACUUUGCCCCGCUCUCCAGCUACCUGCCCGACUGCAGCCAGCCGAUCGCCAGCUUCCACAGGUGCAACCUGGCGCUGAUGCUGAUGCAGGACGUGGUGGUGGACGGCCUGGAGUCGCCGUCGCUGGUCUGGCCGCUGCACCUGCCCUUCAUGCUGCAUGUCAUCUUCCUCGGACUCGACAACCCUCGACCGCUCGUGCACGAGAACUGCAAGCAGCUGUUGCUGAACUUGCUGGUGGUCCUUUCGAAGCAUGACGACCACUUGUCUGUGGCGUCUGUGCUCCUGAGCUGCCGCACAGAGCUGCUGGACUAUGGCCUCACCCUGCCGCCGCUGCCCGUCACGCGACGCAACCUCACCGAGAAGGAGCCGAAGAAGGAGUGGGAGGAGGCGGCGAGCUGUGACUCAUCCACCAGCACGGCCGACACCGUGCUGCAGUUCCUGCCGUCAGCGCCGCCCUACGGCACAGCGGUGCCGACCAUCGUGGCGGGCGACGAGAGCGAGCCGGCCUCGCUGGUGUCGAUGACGACGGAGCCGGCGCCGCUGCCGCUGCCGCACCUCUGCCUCACGCUGGCCAGCUUCCUGUCCAGCCGCCGACGCCAGCCGCUCUGGGCGCACGACGACAUCAGUGCCAAGGUGUGGCACAUCCAGUCGGCGGAGCAGCUGUCGGAGCUGCUGGGCCACGUGGUGCGCAUCUUCGGCGAGAGCCUGCCGUCGGCCCGCGUCCAAGAGCGCUGGGCCCAGGUGGCGCUGCACGUGGCGCUCAGCUGCUCGUCCCGACACCUGGCCAGCCGCUCCCUGCAGGUGUUCCGGGCGCUGCGGAUGCCCAUCACGUGCCGCAUGCUCUCCGACAUCCUCUCCCGGCUGGUGGAGACGGUGGCCGAACAGGGCGAGGACAUGCAGGGCUACGUCACUGAGAUCAUGCUGACUCUGGAGUCGGCCGUCGACUGCAUCGACUCCGACUUCCGGCCGAUUGACUUCGUCAAGGACCUGUUCAAGUCGACACCAAACCUGAUCAACAAGGAGCCGCGCCGGCCGCACGUGACGGGCUCAGUUGGGCCGGCGUGCGGCACCCAGCUGGCCGGCCACCUCCGCUCCACCAGCUUCUCCACGGGCCAGGCGCCGAGCGCCACCAACAAACAGCCGGCCAGUCCGGCCAGCGACCGAGACGGCCGCCCCGGCCGCGUGCCAGACGCCGGCGCCAGUGGCCGCUCGCCCACCGGGCCGGCCGCCGCCCUGAGCCGCUCCCGCUCGGCCAACAGCCUGAAGCAGAUGUCCGACCCGGACACGGAGGAGAGCAAGCUGGCCGUGCUGGCGCAGCUCUUCUGGCUGGCCGUUUGCCUGCUGGAGUCCGACUUUGAGUACGAGUACCUGCUGGCCAUGCGUCUGCUGGAGAAGGUGCUGUGCAAGCUGUCGCUGGACCGGCCUGACUGCCGGGACCGCGUGGACCGGCUACAGCUGCAGCUGCGCUGGCCCACCUUCCCGGGCGUGCACGCGCUGCUGCUGAAGGGCUGCACCAGCCCGAGCACGUUCGAGCCGGCGCUGACGCUGCUGACGCGCUUCAGCCGGCUCAUGGACGUAUCGGUCGUGGACCCUUCGCUGAGCUCCGGCUUCCCGCUCAGCGUCAUAGCUCUGCUGCCCUAUAUGGUGCACCACUACGAGGACGCCAACCCGCUCUGCAUCCAGAGCGCCGAAAACAUCGCCCAGGUGUGCAUGGAGAAGAGUAAGAAGCUGGACAACCUGGCCACCGUGAUGACGCUGUACUCGCGGCGCACGUUCAGCAAGGAGAGCUUCCAGUGGACCAAGUGUGUUGUCAAGUACCUGAUGGACACGUACACCCACCUCAGUAUCCCGGUGAUGACGUUCCUGGUCGAGGUGCUGGAGAAGGGGCCGCCGUUCGUGCAGCAGCCGAUCCUGAACGUGCUGCACUGCCUGUUGCACUACAUGGACCUGGGCCAGACGGCCAACCAGCCCAUCAACGCCGACCUGCUGCGCUCGAUCGCCCGUUACGCGCAGCAGGGGCAACACUGGCGCGAGGCGCUGCGUAUUCUCAAGCUGGCUGUGACCCAAUGCUCGACGCUGGCGGCGGCGCCGACCAGCGGCCUGGCGCAGGCCGCCGACGGCUCCGGCAUCCACGUGUCGUUCGUCGAGGCCGAGCUGGUGGCCAAGAAAGAGCUGCCUGGCCGCACCAUGGAGUUCACGUUCGACGUGUCUCAGACGCCCAUCAUAGGACGACGCGUGACCAAGCCGAGCGCCGAGCCGGCCGCCAAGGAGGAGAGCGCGUCCCCUCGCCGCUCCGUCUCCACCCUGCUGGCGGACGUGACCAGCGGCGGCUGGAAGCGGCCCUGGCUGUCCCAGAGUCGCACGCGCGACCGCCUGCUGAACCUGCUCAUCAGCUGCGGCACGCGAGUCGGCCUGCCCAAGAGUCCGUCGGUGAUCUUCAGCCAGACGUCGGACAUGCUGGAGCGCCAGUCGUCGAUGGCCUCGUCGACGGAGGAGGUGUCCGGCGUGCCGCACGAGUCGGCCGAGUCGCUGGACGAGCACGAGGCGCAGCAGUUCGGCGUCAUCCGCGAGUUCGAUUUCCUCGAGUACGAGCUGGAGAGCCAGGAGGGCGAGAGUCUGGACAACUUUAACUGGGGCGUGCGGCGCCGCUCGCUGGGGAACCUGGAGCCGGAGGAGGCGGCCGCGCCGCCGGCUGACUCGUCGCUGCUCUCGCCGCGCCACCUGGUGCCGGGCAAGACGGUGCUGCAUGACGAGUCGUCGGACGAUGACGGCGGCAGCGUGUCCCCGCUGGACGACGUGGCCUCGUUCGAGUCGGCCUCAUCGGUUGCCGGUGCCACCAUCUUCGCACCGGACAGUCUGCUGGCGCGCGAGCGCCGCUCGUCCGGCUCUUCCCAGUCGUCCAGCACGCCCAGCGAUGGCAGCCACGACAACGCCGCCGACCUGACGCCCUGCAACGCCUCGCCGCGCUUCGGCCACCUGCUGGCCGACUUCGCGGAGGCGGCCGGCGUCCGCCACACGGACAGGGAGCAGGAGUGGCACCGGCAGGUGUCGGCGCUCGUGUCGGACGGCGCGCCACCGGCCGUCGCCGCCUCGGCCGUGCUGCUGCUCUGCAAGCUGCUGGCCGACAUGCAACUAUCGUUCGUGCUGGCGCAGACGGUGGUGUCGACGCUGCGCGAGCUGCGACUGCCGCACGUGUACGCCAGCGGCCAGCUGCUCUCGACGCUGGGCGUGCUGCCGCGCCUGCGCUUCACCUUCCUCGAACUGCAGGAACACCUAGAGGGCUACCAGCAGCGACGCGACCAACUGCUGCGGUGUCUGGACGUGGUGCGGACCACGGUGCCUCUGCAUGGCUCGCUGGACAGCGGUGGACCGCUGGACGAGACUUACAUGGAGCUGUGCCGCACCCUGUAUAAGCUACACUUCCAGCUGCUGCUGCUGAUGGAGGGAUUCGCCAAGACGCUCAGCCUCAUCAGCGUGGACGCGCAGGACGUGGUGGACCUGACGUCGGAGGUGACCCAGCUGCGGUACGCGCUGGGCCAGCUCCAGCUACAGACGGAGCAGGAGCAGGAGCUGGAGCACGAGCCGGCCGGAGCCGUCUCCUCGCCGCAGGAGGCGCGCGCCCGCCUGCUGGAGCUGCUGAACGGCGAGCAGCUGACUGCCGCCGUGCGCUUCUACAGGGCACACAGGGGCCAGUUCCCGGCCGAGCUGACGCACGAGGCUGACGACGUCUCCACCGUGAUCGACCUCUUCUGCCACAUCCGCUCCGAGGCGCAGCCUGUCGUCUCGCUCAGCCCCACCACGGCGCUGUGCGCGGCCUGCGCGGCGCUGCAGGAGGCCAGCAUGCAGCUGCUGUCGGCCGUGCGCGGCCUGGAGGGCUGGCAGCGUCAGGAGCGCCGCCGCGCCGACAGCGCCCUCCGCAAGACCGAGUGCUGACCGGCCAGCGCUGCCGGUCCAGACAGAGACAGACAUGCAGCUGCUGUCGGCCGUGCGCGGCCUGGAGGACCGGCAGCGUCAGGAGCGCUGCCGCGCCGACAGCGCCCUCCACAAGACCGAGUGCUGACCGGCCAGCGCUGCCGGCCCGGUCAGAGACAGACGUGCCGACGGCGUCCGGG
Molecule: messenger RNA, 4511 nt
Organism: Pollicipes pollicipes
Lineage: Eukaryota; Metazoa; Arthropoda; Thecostraca; Pollicipedomorpha; Pollicipedidae
Product: protein furry
Exons: 27
Coding region: 1-4332 (1443 amino acids)
Biological process (GO): neuron projection development; cell morphogenesis
Cellular component (GO): cell cortex; site of polarized growth
Source: RefSeq, a predicted model, not a curated record